CAACCAUGAGUACUUAUACGUAGCUUACGUGCUUAAAAACCAAACCAAACAAAAAAAGAAAGAAAAAAACAAAUUUUUCUUCAUUAUCAGAAAUUCUCAGUCAUGUUGCUACAGAAAAUUCCAAAUUAUGGUCGCCAUCAACUAAACAGGCUUUGCCACUUCCGUAGCCGUGCAGUGAGCAGUUUUAGAUUGAAUUUUAGACAAAAUUCUCAAGUACAAAAUCCGCUCACUAAGAGCACAAGAACAACCACCUGUCGUCUUCGCCUCCUAGUUCCUCAACAGUACAGUCAGCCAUUCAUUAAUUACAGUUCCAGUGCUAAUCUUGCCCAGCCUAAAGCAAUGGCCAGCAAAACUUCUCAUUUUGUGCUUCCCAAUACGCAGCCGAUUGCGGAUCUCGAUUGUAAGAAUGCAUUUGAGAAUUUAACCGAUAAGGAGAAGCUAUAUGCCCACUAUUUUAGUAAGGCAUGUUGGGAUGGGGGCCUGAUAGCACUUAUCCAGUCCAGCCCCGAAGGACCAUUGAUCUUUUCUUUAUUGCAUCGGAUAUUUGUGGCAGAGAAAACUGAUGAACUGAAGGUUAAAGCUUUGGCGGCUGGAGUGACCGAUGAUGAAUUCACGAGUUUUCUCGUUUAUGCUUGUGGAGUGUUUGCUAAUGCCGGUAAUUACAAGGGCAUGGGUGAUAGUAAGAUAGUGCCUAACCUAACCGAGGAGAAGUUUGAGGCAGUUGUUCGCUCCUCAAAAGCCUAUGGAACCGAGCCACAUGUGGCAAAGAUCUAUGAGAAAGUCAAAAGUCUGAUUUAUGCACUCGAAUCACGUAACGAGAUUCUGGGUUUUGCGCCAGAUGGCAUUACCACCUACUGGUCGGAUAAUUGUACCAAGAAAGACUCUGAAAUUGUAAAUGCGUGGCUGACAUCGAAACGCAUAGAACCGUACAUGUGUCGUACAUUCAAGGUGGUGGAGAAUGGCGAAACUAUUUACGAUAUCAAACUGGGUUCCGUGGCUGCAUCUACUAAGGACGGUAUUACAUUGCCCUUGGAGAAGUACGAGGGCAAUAAUUUUAGGGUCACACGAGGUGAUUAUCACAAAUUGUUGCAGCGUGUCAAUCAUAAUUUGUUGGAAGCCAAGAAAUAUGCUGCCAAUGACAACGAGGCCAAGAUGAUAGAGCAUUACAUCAAAUCGUUUGAGGAGGGUUCUUUGGAUGAGCACAAGGAUGGUUCCAGAUGGUGGAUCAAGGAUAAGGGACCUGUUAUUGAAACUUAUAUUGGUUUCAUUGAAACAUAUCGUGAUCCUGCCGGUGGAAGGGCCGAGUUCGAGGGCUUUGUCGCGAUGGUUAAUAAGGAGAGUUCUGCUAAGUUUACAGAGUUGGUCAAUCGUGCAGAAAAGCUGUUGGAAUAUCUGCCUUGGACUGAACCAUAUGAAAAGGAUUCUUACCUGAAGCCCGAUUUCACAUCUUUGGAUGUACUGACAUUUGCUGGAAGUGGUGUUCCUGCUGGCAUCAACAUACCCAAUUAUGAUGAAAUCCGUCAAGAUGAAGGUUUCAAAAACGUUUCAUUGGGCAAUGUGUUGGCUAACAUUAACCGAAAAGACCCCAUUCCAUUCCUGUCCGAAGAAGAUCAGACGCUUUUAAAAGAGUACAAAGUCAAGGCCUUCGAAGUGCAAGUGGGUCUGCACGAGCUUUUAGGUCAUGGAAGUGGCAAAUUAUUCCGUAUCGACGAAAAGGGCACAUACAAUUUUGAUAAGGAGAACACUAAGGAUUUGAUCACAGGAGAACUAAUUAGCAAAUGGUACUUGCCUGGCGAAACCUAUGAUACGAAAUUUGGUGCCCUUGGUUCAUCAUAUGAGGAAUGUCGGGCCGAAGCUGUUGGCCUUUAUUUGUCACUGCAGCGGGAUAUCUUAGAGAUAUUCGGCUUCAAGGAUUCCGUUGAACAGGACAACAUCAUCUACAUCAAUUGGCUUAGUUUAAUCUGGAAUGGCAUGGGUGUAGCUUUGGAAAUGUACAACCCAAAAUCAAAGUUAUGGAUGCAGGCCCAUUCUCGUGCCCGUUUUGUUAUCAUGAAAGUUUUACUUGAAGCAGGCGAGGGUUUGGUCACCGUACAGGAGACAGAAGAUGGCAAAAACUUGCUUCUCACUGUAGAUCGUUCUAAAAUUGAAACUGUUGGCAAAAAGGCUCUGGGAGAGUUCUUGACCAAGCUCCAGGUGUACAAGUCCACCGCUGACAUAGAAGCAGCCACAAAAAUGUACGAACACUUUUCGGAAGUGAACGAGUCAGGGUCUCAUCCUUGGGCCAAAUGGCGGGACAUUUGCCUUGCACAUAAGAAACCCCGAAUGAUUCUUGUUCAGGCCAAUACUGUGGUUAAUAACGACAACAAGGUCCAAUUGAAGACGUACGAACCCACUCAUGAGGGUUACAUUCAAUCGUGGGUGGAUCGUUUUCCCAACACCGAUAUUGAUAAUGUCCUUGAGGAUAUUGUUGAGAACGAUAAGAAAUACUUCCCUAUUGCAUUUUCUAAUUAAACAGCUUUAAAUUGUUGCUAUUGGCAUAUAAUUUAGUAAAAGAUACAAAUGUCUGAAAAUUAAAGUCGAGUCAUUGUAUGACUUCAAUUUUGAAAAAUUGUA
This is a messenger RNA of Drosophila willistoni, 2613 nucleotides long. RefSeq names its product dipeptidyl peptidase 3 (gene DppIII). The transcript is spliced from 4 exons. The record is from RefSeq and is a predicted model, not a curated record. Gene Ontology annotation, biological process: proteolysis. NCBI's taxonomy places the organism in Eukaryota, Metazoa, Arthropoda, Insecta, Diptera, Drosophilidae. Gene Ontology annotation, molecular function: dipeptidyl-peptidase activity; metalloexopeptidase activity. The coding region runs from base 103 to 2511 and encodes 802 amino acids. Gene Ontology annotation, cellular component: cytoplasm.